UGUCUCAGCUUCUCGUGUGGACUGCCUUACCUAUCAAAGCAUCUCAGAUAUGCAAGAAGAAGAAAUGUAUACUUCUCUUCGAUGGGAUAAUCCAACAUCAAACCCUUACCAGAAACAUCUGCCUUCCACCAAAUGUUCAGGAACAUGGUGUCUUGUGAUAGUGAUUGCAUGUAUUUUCUGCGUGGGCUCAAUAACAACCUCCAUUUUCUUGGGCAUCAAGUUGUUCCAGGUGUCCGCUAUUGCAAUGAAGCAGCAAGAAAAACUCAUCCAACAGGAGAGAGCACUGUUGAACUUCACACAAUGGAAUAGAAACCCUGACCUCCAGAUAAAAUAUUGUCAAACCCUCAUGAAGAGCUCUUUAAGUUCAGCCCAUAACUGCAGCCCUUGUCCAGACAACUGGAUUCAGAAUGGAGGAAGUUGUUACUAUGUCGUUGAAAAUCACAAAAUCUGGCAUGCCAGUAAAGAGAAUUGUUUGAAGGAGGGCUCUACUCUUCUACAAAUAGACAAUAAAGAAGAAAUGGACUUUAUCACUGGCAGCCUGAAGAAGAUCAAACGCAGCUAUGGUUACUGGGUGGGACUGUCUCGGGAUGGACUCAGCGGACCUUGGCUUUGGCAAGAUGGCUCCUCUCCUUCCUCUGACCUGUUGCCAGAACAGAGACUCGAAUCACCUAACCAGGUCUGUGGAUUCCUCAAAGACAAGUUCCUUUCUUUCGCUAACUGCAGCAAUUGGAAGUAUUUUAUCUGCGAGAAAUACGCAUUAAGAUCUAUCUGA
This is a messenger RNA of Diceros bicornis minor, 772 nucleotides long. It is a transcript of the gene CLEC9A, whose product is annotated as C-type lectin domain containing 9A. Bases 50 to 772 code for a protein of 240 amino acids. Gene Ontology annotation, cellular component: membrane; cell surface. The record is from RefSeq and is a predicted model, not a curated record. Lineage: Eukaryota; Metazoa; Chordata; Mammalia; Perissodactyla; Rhinocerotidae. The transcript has 6 exons. Gene Ontology annotation, biological process: receptor-mediated endocytosis.